Molecule: messenger RNA, 2690 nt
Organism: Lycium barbarum (goji berry)
Lineage: Eukaryota; Viridiplantae; Streptophyta; Magnoliopsida; Solanales; Solanaceae
Product: RING-H2 finger protein ATL20-like
Exons: 3
Coding region: 842-1411 (189 amino acids)
Source: RefSeq, a predicted model, not a curated record
CGCAUUAAUGAGAAUAAAUUUUUAAAAAUAACAUAAAUAAUUUCUAAAAGAUUGUUUUUAAUGAUAAAAUUAACUACGUAUUAGCAAGAAAUGUAGACAGCAUGAAAUACUAUAACAUGACAGACUAUUAAGGUAGCGGCUUAAAGAACACAGUAACUUUAAAAAAUUAGAACUCCAAACCCACAAGUUUCAAAUCCUGACUCCGUGUUUGUCGCUCCCCCUCUCGUGGCACACUUAAUUAUAUUAUUGCAUAUACAGAAAGUCAAGUGAUUGAAUAAAAGAAAACCCCAAGUACCUAUUCAAAAAAGAAAAAGAAAAAGAAAAAAAAAGUCAUCUCAAAGAAAGACAAAGUCAGUCUCUCAUUCUAAGAGUCGUGAAUGUGAGUCUUCUCCUAAUUAAUAUCAGAGCAAACCUCUCAACCCUGCUAGUUGCAGAAAAAAGAGAAAUCGUGCCAACAAUCGAAUGACAGAGAUAUCAAAGAUUUCUUUUUAGUCUAACCAGCCAAGUCAUCUAUGUAUUUAUAAAAAUAGUUCGUUCUUUUUUAUUUUUAGUUUAACCAUUGCAGACAAAUUAAUUCUAGUCUACAAUCUGGACUAGUAAAAUUUCUAUAGCACAACUGCAAGUUCCAUUUUUAACGCCUUCCAGUUGAGAUGUCCUUCUUUUUCCUCUUGCACUUACUUCUCAUAGUUGUGACAUCCUUUUUUGUGUUUGGUUACGGGGAUAUGACUGCCAAGAGUCUAGGUGCAGUAGUGAUGGCCCUAGCAUUCAUUUUCCCUUCAGCCUUCAACAUCAGCCAGGACAUUGUGGAUAUCCAGGCUUCGAGCUAUCUUGUAACAACAAUAUGACCAUACUCACACUCACCAAUUCACUUAGACUACAUGUUCUGGAUAUUGAUUAUGUGUCUCAGCAGAUUCGUGUUUCUUUCCGGAGAAGUUGUGUUGUGAACCUGUUGCACUUCAAUUUUUCAGCAUCUCCUUUCCUUUUGGAUGUUGAGUUUUUUCCUCGUUGUAACUAUUCCAUUUUCGAUUGUUCUGAUGUCCCACCAUUUCCCAGAGUUUACUUUGAUACAUCUGACUCCUUAAUAAUUGCUGUCAGCAAUAUAGAAAAUUUAUUGGAUUAUUAUGCCCCUUUGGUUGGUUGUAAAAAAAUUGAUGAAAUUCCAUCCGCUCCCUGUGCUCCAGAAUAUAGUGGUGACCUCUAUAUUAGUUGGUUAAAUCCAAAGUGUGGCUACUGCGAAGAUCAAGGAAUGGAUUGUGGUUUCAAGAACUAUACCAAACAACUGACAAUUCAGUGCAGACCAACAAAAGGCACAUUAAAGGAACCAUUGAUUGCAGGUGGAGUUUUAGCUAUCGCUCUUUUUGGAAUAGUUAUCAUGGCACUCUAUGAGUUUUAUAGCUCAAACAAAAUUUAAAGAGAGAAUCAAGCCAGAGUUGAAAAGUUUUUGGAAGACUAUAGAGCUCUCAGGCCCACUAGAUAUACUUAUGCAGUUAUUAAGAAGAUAACAAAUCAGUUUCAGGAAACAUUGGGAGAGGGAGCUUACGGGGUUGUUUAUAAGGGAACACUUUCUAAUGAAAUUCAUGUUGCUGUAAAAGUUCUCAAUGAUUCCAAAGAGAACGGGGAAGAAUUUAUUAGUGAAGUUGCAGCAAUGGGCAAAAUCCACCAUGUCAACAUGGUUCGCCUAGUUGUUUUUUAUGCUGAUGGAGUUAGAAGAGCUUCAGUGUUUGGAUACUUGCCAAAUCAGUCACUUGACAAACUCAUUUUUCUAUCAAGUUCCAAAUAUCACAUUACCCUUAAUUGGAAGAAGCUUCAUGAUAUUGCUAUGGGAUAGAGAAAGGACUGGAGUAUCUUCAUCAAGGAUGUGACCAACAGAUCCUUCAUUUCAAUAUCAAACCCCAAAAUAUUAUGUUAGACCGUAACUUGAACCCCAAGAUCUCUGAUUUUGGUCUUGCCAAGUUAUGCUCUAAAGAGAAAAGUGUUGUCACUAUGACUAAAGCUAGAGGAACCAUGGGUUAUAUUGCACUAGAAGUGUUAUCAAGCAAUUUCGGAAAAGCGUCUCAUAAAUCUAAUGUCUAUAGCUUUGGAAUGCUGCUACUUGAAAUGGUUGGAGGGAGAAAGAAUUUCGAUACAAAGGCUGAUACUAGCCAAGUGAACUUUUCUGAGUGGAUUCAUCAGCAGUUGAAUCAAGGAGAAGAGUUGAAAAUCAGGAUUGAGGAAGAUAAUGACAUCAUAAUUGCAAGGAAAUUGGCUAUUAUAGGACUUUGGUGCAUCCAAUAGGAUGCAACAGAUCGACCUUCCAUCAAAGUUGUUACUCAAAUGCUAGAAGGAGAUGGGAACAACCUAACCGUUCCUCAUCCUUUUACGGUAAGAAACACCACCGAUCCAGGAACUGAAGUGAUCGCAUGCCCUUCUAGACAAGAGUUCACUGAAAUAUCAGAACUAGAAUGAAUGGAGGCCUUAAUUACACGUCAACUCCUACAUCUAAAUUUAUAAUGUCUGGAUUAUUACAAGUGGAAGCUUGAAAUUUAGUAAUUUCAUUAGAUAGAUGUUAUGUCGUUAUAUUUAGUUGCUACUUUUGCAACUCUUUUACAUGUCCGAAAGAUGUAUUGUGAUUGUGUCAUUAUUCUAAACUCAACACUCUCUCAAAAGUUAUUACAGAUGCAACACCCUAUGGGGGUGUCUUGUUGGCUGCA